This is a messenger RNA of Kwoniella shivajii, 1227 nucleotides long. RefSeq lists its product as uncharacterized. NCBI's taxonomy places the organism in Eukaryota, Fungi, Basidiomycota, Tremellomycetes, Tremellales, Cryptococcaceae. Bases 1 to 1227 code for a protein of 408 amino acids. The transcript has 6 exons. The record is from RefSeq and is a predicted model, not a curated record.
AUGACGGUAACAACGGAAACUCGUAAAAUCUUAGCUGCUCAAGGUAUCCUUCGAUUAAACGCCAUAGGUCUCCAAGAUCUGACCACAUUGUCAAGGAAACAGUCUACUAGUCAGGUUUCGACCAAGCUCGAUGAACUCUGCUCAGUAUUAUACGCCAUGUCAGCUCUGAAAUUUUCCGGAUUUAUCCAAGUGAUAUCUCAAAUUCAACCCAUCGAGAGUGUGAAGAAUGUCCAAUGGUUAAGUGUACCGAAUCCGAAGGGGACUGUACAGGAGAAAGCUCUGAUCACGUUAUGUCGCACAUCAUGGGAUAUAUUGAAACAACUGCCCUUGGCGACUAUUUCGGAUACAGACGAUGUCUUACUCACGAUCUCAGUCAUGCGACUGGCUGUCAAGAUUCGUAUUCAGCAAGGUUCUCAGACGGAUGAUAAAAGGUUCCGACAACUACUGGCUUGGUCCGUGAUUCUCUGUGCUGUUCAUAUACAACGCGGAUCAUUGUCAACAGACAAACGUAAAUUGCUCGCGGACGGUGUUAUGCAAGUAGCAACCGCCAUCGAUCUCGAAGACAUGCAACCACUCAUCGAUAUCGACGAUGGACCUCGGGGUCUAUACGCCGAGCAAUACCUAUGGAAUCAACUGCUGCCUGGUAUCAUAAACGAAAUGUACUUUAUCACACGCGAUGUCGUAUCUGUCGGUCGGAACAACCCUUUUUCCGAGACACGGCGAUUAUGGGAUCGAUUGGACGUGAUUUUUUCCUGGCUUGAUGCUAUUACAUUUGCGGUAUGGUCAUCUACCAGAUGGGAUUCGCACAUCAUCAAAAGUCAAAAAGCCAUGAACGUCUUGCGUACACUCUUUUAUACGGAGCUUUGCGUUUUGCAUACGGAUGUACUUUAUGCCAAAUCUAUACAAAGUCAAGUAUCAUCGGGCGACUUUGGCUUGAUAGAGCAUGUAGAUCUGAUCAACGAAACACAAAGUAGAAUUGAACAAGGGUUCAAGAGAAUUGCCAGGGGACUCAAACUUGUAAUGCCUUCGACUCCGCUUCUGUCGGAUUUGUUUCAGAUCUUGGACAAUGUCAGCUUCAUCUGUUCAGUGAUAGGCGACUCACUUCCUGAACAAGCAGAUAGGUUAGCUCUCGAAAACAUGAAUUUCUUUUGGGAUUGUCCAGCUUGGAAGAUAAUUACUAUGGUCGGGAACGGGAUUCCGGACAGAGCACAACAACCCGCGCAGUAA